Seminavis robusta is the source of this 399-nucleotide messenger RNA. The record is from the annotation of a GenBank genome assembly. NCBI's taxonomy places the organism in Eukaryota, Bacillariophyta, Bacillariophyceae, Naviculales, Naviculaceae.
AUGAUGAAAAAUUGGUUGCCAGACGAACACAUGCAAGCCUUCCUGAAAAAGCAUACUCAUUAUUCCGAAGAGCACAUGAAGAAUUGGAGCCUUUUUGUCAAGAUGAUGAGAGCACAAAACCGCAGACCUCCAUCGGGCGGAAAGAAGGCCUUCUUUGGUGUACUGCAUGACUGUGACUCGACGAGCGAAACAAACGAAGAAGGGAAUCCAAAUCCAAACAAGGAUGGUUGGGAACAGUACUGCUUCGGAGAUCCCUAUGAUCUCGCCUGCGGCAAACUUUUUGUUGAGUUUCAUUUGGACUGGGAGGAGUGGAAGAAUACGGGAAAUGAAGAGGGAUGGAAGGAAGAGCAGGCGCUUGUAGAACGGCUUUGCAAGUACAUGUAUGACGAUGAAAGUUGA